AAAAUGAUGUUAAUGUCAGCUGCUGUUUAUUUAGAUCAGCAGUUCUCAAACUGGGGGCCACAUACAUAUAUAUAAUUAUGUAGGUUAUAUAUCGGCCGAUGCCAAUGCCAAUAUAUCAUUUAUUGAGAGACUUGACACACCAAUAUCACUUAAAAACUCAUAUCCUUUACAAAAACUAGCUUAAAUCAAAUGUUAAAUAGUGACCAGUGUCGGCCAGUUGUACUUAGUAGUUUGUCCAGCGUUGCUUGGUUCUUUUAUAGCAAACAGUAAAUGUGUCAGCAAGUAUCAUGUAUCUCAUAUGUAUUUUUCUGAUUUAGCCAGGUGAGUAUAUCAACUUAAAUGCGAGUAUAAACACUGGCCUUAUGUAAAACAAAUUAGCGACUUUUAUUUUGACAUGUAUUGGUUUGCUGCUCUGGUCAAGUGUUGCUAGCUGGAAUCACUACGCUAAGGAAACGCUCGUUCGUGCACAGCUGAAAAAUAAACAAACUAGCUAACUAGCAGAGCUAGUUAACAUUACAUUGGGAUUUUCUCAUAGUUGCAUGACUUCUCAUGUACUCUAUUUAUAUUAGCUAGCUAAAAUUUAGGACCUGAGUUUGGUGAGGAGUGUAAAUAGCUGUAUUUUGCCAGUUAGCUAAUGUAGCUAUAGGCAUGUCAGUGUAGCUUUAUGACGCCCAGCUCGGUUGGUGCUAGCCGGCCAGUGUUGAUGUUUGACUAGCUAGCUUAGCUUAGCUAGCUAAUCGGUUAGCUAACCUAACUAGUUGUGUUGUAGGUAACGUUACUUUUAGGAUGCCCAGGAGGAAACGAACCACAGCUCAAAAUGAAGGGCAGAGAAAGUGUCGCCGUGCUGACAAUAAGGAGGAAGACACGUUGGUCAUCUCGGACUCCGACAACGAGGAGGAAGAAGAAGCUGGCAGCAAAGUGACAUCAAGGGAAGCCCGAUGGCAAGAUAGGGAUACCAGAGCCCAAAUGCAAGACAUGACUGAGGAAGAGAUGUUGGACCUGGCUAUGCGACUAAGUAAACAAGAGGCGAAUAGUGCUGCCCAAAGACAGCAGCUGGAAGAUGACGACAUGCAGAAAGCCAUCGCAGAAAGUCUUCAUGUCAGCCAGAGGCAAGCCUGGGAAGAAAACUCUGAGACUGCCAGCUCUGUGGCAAAGCAAAGUCAGGACCCAUCCACUGUGAAGGCACGCAUGAGACGCAAGCUCUACUUCCCCAGCAAGAGGGAGGCGGAAAGGGCAAUGGAUGAGGAUGAUACUGCUGCGGCUGAGAGUGGGGAGGACAGUAUGCAGGACAGUAAGUCACUGCUGCCAAUGCCUGAUCUGUCUCAGAAGACCUUGUCACAAUCCCCACCACCAAGUCCAUCUCUGCUGUCUGUGCCUUCGACAUCUACACAAAAGCACCAGUCACCACAGUUGAAGAGCUCCAAUGAACAGGUUCUUAGGGUUCCAAAUGAACAGGACUCUCCAGAAGACGUGCUAUCACAAGGCUCUGAGACCCAGUGUUCUGCUGCUUUUCUAAAGCAGUGCUUUGUAAGAGUGGAAAAGAACUUGACGAGUUCUGGUAGAACUUCGGACAAUUCACCAACGACACAGAAUAUCUCUCUAAGCUUAACCUGUCCUGAUAGAUCUCAACUCACCCAAAAGCAGAGCCCGUCGCCUGUGAAAAGCCCUGUGUUUGCUAAGAUGGACCCUAAAGAAAGUGCUGCAUUGUCUGCAGACAAGGGUGCAUUGUGUAUCUCCAAAAAAAUGUUCACAGACAAAGUAUGCACACCGAAAAAAGAAGAAGAAGAGGAAGACGAAACGUGUAAAGACUCUUCAAGCCAUAAAAAACAAGUUAAUGACAGCAGGGAACACCAAAAACGCCUUUCUCUCUGUAGAAAAGCUCAGCCAUCAUCCUGUAGUUUAGUGCCUGACGAGGAAGAAGAUGAUAUUGGUGCAAAACAGGAAACUGUCCAUCCAGAACAGCUGAAGGAUGGCUCCAGUCGCAGAACCAGCUUCAGUGCUGAGCUUGAGAAAGUGCCAAACUCUGAGGAUAUGCCUUUGCAUGCAGACAGCAAAUCCUUGGAGGAGUUUACCAGUCACAUGGUCCUACAUUUGUCAGAUGAUGAUGACGAGGAAGACGAAGAGGAAGAGAAGAUUGCUGUUCCAAGUCCUGUCUUCCACCAGGAGUGUGUUCCACAUGCAGGCAGCUCUAAGCUUUCUCCAACCCAACACUGCAUCUCCCCACCUACUGCCUCAACUUCCCCACUCUGUUCCCGUGCACAAGACUCUGAUCUGCAGAAUAUUUGCAUCCGAAAGAAAUGUACUUCAAAAACUGCCUAUCCAGCUGAGUCUAUUCAGCAAGAGCGUGGAGACCAGAAGAAAUCUGCCUGUGAUUCUAGAUCAACACAUGUGAUGGACGAGAAAAGUGGCGGUUUUGUGUCUUAUUACUGGGGUGUUCCUUUUUGCCCAAGAGGGCAAAACCCAGAUGAUUACACCAGAGUCAUUCUCAGUCAGUUGGAGGUGUAUGAGAAGAGCCUGAAAGAAGCCCAGCACCAGCUCUUGCACAAAGCUGAGUGGGGACUACCACUGUUCCCUUGCCGAGCAGAGAGGCCGUUUAUCAGGAGAAUGAAGCGCCACCGAGCACCCCAGCUUCUGGAAGAGGAGGAAGAGGAGCCAGAAAAAGAGGAGAAUGAGCAAAAUAAAGCAGAUGAAGAAGAUGAGGAUGGAGAGGAGAGAGCAGAUUUCUGUGCAGCUUCAGGAGAAGCAGCAGAGAAUAAACAGAAUGAAACCUAUGUUGUGGUGUCCUCUCCUGAGACACAGAUCGAGAUUGUGGAAAAUUCUCCAUUGCCCUUUAGGCAACACGAGGAUUCGGAUGCUGCCAAACUUCCCAGUUGUAGGAAGUCUAGUUCACAUGACCCUUCUGAAGACACUCAGAUCGAACAGCCUGAUGAGCACAAUAAGACUCAAGAUGAAAAUUAUGAUGUGGAGAGCACCAUGUGUCCAGAAACCCAGAUGUCUGAAGACAAUACACCAGAACUGAUGGUGACUAGCCCUGUUCAGCCACAGUUACAAGAGGAGACUGAGGUGAUGGAGGUAGAUGAAGAAGCUGCUGAAGAUGAGAGAAUGGAACAGGAGCAGGCAGAGGAGGAGCAGCAGCAGCAGAGGGAGCCAGUUCCUCCUCAGAAUCAGAGGGUGGAAUGCCCCAUGUGCACUCGCUUCUUUCCAAUCAGCAAGAUUGAGGUGCAUGCUGCUUACUGUGAUGGCACCACAGAGGAAGCAGAACAAGAGGAAGAGCCCUCACAAGUGCCCACUCUGCGCAGCAGGAACAGACAACCUGAGAUGGGAGUCACCUCACCUAAAUCUACAGAGAACAAAUCUGAGCAGCGACACAAAUGUUACUUGUGUCAGAGGUUUUUCACAUCUGAGGAAAUGUACAGCCGUCAUGUGGACAAGUGCCUUAAGCAGAAACAAUCCAAAAGCAAUCAGGGAAAUGGCUUGCUCUCUGCAUUACAUAAGGCAGAAUGUGUAGAUGAUGACGAUAGUGAAGCUGGACCCUCUGACACUAUGAUCAAAAAUCAUGGAGUCCCUGCAGAGUCAUCAGAGGUUGCUGAAUCUGGUGGAGACGAAGAUGGUUCCACAUCUGCUUUUUACGUCAGCUCAUCCCCUAUCAAAUCCUUCACUCCCAUAUCCGAAGCUACAGAUUGCCUCAUAGACUUUCAAAACCAAUACUCAGACAGAACGAGCAGAAGACUGGGGAGGAAGAGGAAACUUAAGCUGUUUAAGAUGGCAUAAAAAAGAUGCUUUAUAACUGUGGUGUUUUGUGUUUUUCCUUUAAAACAGCAAGAGUUUUUUGUAUUCUGUUUUAUAAUGACUGUAAAAAUGCUAAUAAAUUCUUUCUGUAAUGUA
Molecule: messenger RNA, 3885 nt
Organism: Astyanax mexicanus (Mexican tetra)
Lineage: Eukaryota; Metazoa; Chordata; Actinopteri; Characiformes; Acestrorhamphidae
Gene: uimc1
Product: ubiquitin interaction motif containing 1
Exons: 18
Coding region: 787-3771 (994 amino acids)
Biological process (GO): positive regulation of DNA repair; double-strand break repair
Cellular component (GO): BRCA1-A complex
Molecular function (GO): histone binding; K63-linked polyubiquitin modification-dependent protein binding
Source: RefSeq, a predicted model, not a curated record